CACACACACAGAAAAAUCAGAUUACUUUCUGCAAUGUAUGUGAGCCUACAAAGCCAUAGGUUAGUAAAUACUUUCAAAUAUGAAAAUCAACAGAUGCUGGGAUAAAACUCAAAAAGAUUAGUCAGAAAGCUUCAGCAGAAAGAUGUAGUGGUCACUUUCCUAUCAUAUGCCAAUAAAGCAAACCAAACAGCAUAAAAGGGCCUGUUUACCAAGGUUUCGACAUACGAAAAUCUAUAAGAAAUACCAUGAUAUCCCUACGUGAUGUCUACCAUGUUGUGGCAGCCACUAUACCUUUAUAUGUUGUCAUGAUCUUAGCCUAUAUCUCUGUAAGGUGGGGGAAACUCUUUUCACCAGAGCAAUGCUCUGGAAUCAACAAGUUUGUAGCGAAAUUUUCAAUACCUUUAUUGUCCUUCCAAGUGAUAUCAGGAAGCAACCUCUACAAAGUAAACCUGAAGCUUCUAUUAGCAGAUUUCAUUCAAAAAUUUCUUGCUGUCUUUCUACUGGCAAUUUUUGCCAAACUAAAGCCCAAAGGAAACCUGACUUGGAUCAUAACAGGUCUUUCAGUUUCCACCCUUCCAAACACCUUAAUCUUGGGGAUCCCGCUAAUUAAGGCCAUUUUUGGUGAUGCGGCAGCAGAACUACUAGCGCAACUAAUUGCACUACAGAGUUUAGUCUGGUACAACCUCCUCCUACUCCUGUUCGAGCUCAAUGCAACAAAAGAAUCUUAUGUGAUGUCACCAUCAGAAAUAGCAGGUACGUACACAGAUAACAGAAUAAUGGUUCCUAAACUUGAGCUUGAGGUCCCUGGAGAACCAGAACUAGAAAAGGACGGUGAGGAGGAAGCAACAGACAGACCCCCAAGGAAGAAAACAAUUAUGGUAAUUCUUCUAACAGUUGGAAGGAAACUCAUAAUAAAUCCUAAUACACAUGCAACUCUAGCCGGUAUUAUUUGGUCAAGCAUACACUUCAGGUGGGGAGUCAAUCUGCCAAAAAUUGUUGAACAAUCAAUAUCAAUACUUUCAGAUGGUGGACUAGGAAUGGCAAUGUUUAGCAUAGGUGUUUUCAUGGCAUCCCAAGCUAAUAUUAUAGCAUGCGGAACCAAAAAGGCAAUAUUAGCAAUGGCACUGAAGUUUGUUCUUGGACCUGUUCUCAUGGCAAUCUCAUCUAUUGCUGUUGGACUAAGGGGACAAUUGUUUAGAUUGGCAAUAGUACAGGCAGCCCUUCCCCAAGGAAUCGUUCCUUUUGUGUUUGCCAAGGAGUAUAACAUACAUCCAACCAUCUUAAGUACAGGGGUAAUCUUUGGCAUGCUGAUUGCAAUACCAAUUGCUUUGGCAUAUUAUUUCUUGUUGGAAAUAUGAAACUCAGACAUGGUCAUCGCAGUUAGCAGUUAUUCACAGAUUCAUCAGAGAUACAGUUUGCUCUUCUCUAACAACAUUCAACUGUAGAGGGUUACGAUAAAGAAAAGGCAAAAAUCUUAGUG
This is a messenger RNA of Solanum verrucosum, 1480 nucleotides long. Its product is annotated as auxin efflux carrier component 8. The coding region runs from base 246 to 1358 and encodes 370 amino acids. Lineage: Eukaryota; Viridiplantae; Streptophyta; Magnoliopsida; Solanales; Solanaceae. Gene Ontology annotation, cellular component: endoplasmic reticulum; plasma membrane. Gene Ontology annotation, molecular function: auxin efflux transmembrane transporter activity. The transcript is spliced from 6 exons. The record is from RefSeq and is a predicted model, not a curated record. Gene Ontology annotation, biological process: auxin export across the plasma membrane; auxin polar transport.